AUGAUGUUGUUGAUGGGGAUGAAGAUUAGCUUCACGAAGAAUCCGACAAAUCCCAUCACUACGAACCCUAUGGAAGUGCGUAUCGCAACCUUCGAGAAUUCUUCGGGACACCACCCGGACAAGAAAAAAAUAAAUUAGAGGGCAAUGUACGGGGUAAGAAACGGAUAGAUUGAAAAGCCGGAAGCACCGAUUCCUAAAACGAAUAGAUCACCCCAAAAAAGGGUGGGUGGACACAGAGAAAUGGGAACGUGGAUCGAGGAGUGACGUGAAAUUACCCUUGCGGUCGGGCUUGUGGCAGCGCUUGACGAGGCGCAUGCUAUCCUUGGCGAACUCCCUGAGGGGAUCGAUGGCGGAGUCAACCACGUCCAUGUAGAGCCCUAGAUUGAGGACCAGAUGGCGGUCGAAACCUCAGAAACUCGCCGGAGACGCGGGAAGAACGAUGCCCAGCCUUCGUCAGAACUUCGCCUCAAACUAUUUUAUAGGGGCCCCAGACACUUGUUCAAUUAAUGAAGUGCCACCUGGCGAGGCCGCUGGGCUUUCUCCGGAUCAUCUUGUAUCUCGGUUAGGUCCCAAAGCCCAUAACCACAAGGCAGUGAGCCCAAUCUGCUGGAAGAGCCCAACACGAUCUCUCUCUCUCUCUCUCUCUCUCUCCCCUCCCUCCGACUCGUUUACUUCCUACAGGUGGUGCCGCAGAGGCCUCCUCAGCCGGAGCCUAUUACUGUCGCCGACGGGAAGAGAGUGAGAUCCAACGGGAAUCUACGUUCUUCUUGGUCUUGCUGCCAUCUGUUCCUGCAACUCGCACAAUCUGCCGUCGCCGCCAGUUCAUGCCGCUUAUGCCGUGCAAUCACGGGGACUAUCACAGCUCCACGAGGUCGACAGUUAAACGUCGGCUGCGGGGCGCUGGAAGCGGAUCGCGGAUCGGCGAACGUCAGCGUGAUUGCAAAGCCAAGGAAUUGUGCGUAACCCCUGGGGUUCCCAUAAGUAUUCUGAAUUGAAACAUGUUCCAAAGAUAUCUGUAAAAGGACGUAUCGAUGAACUUUGGGAGCAACUCGAUCAAAGCAUUGAACCGUAGCUUAUCUAUUAAAUCCAAAGAUUUAAAUUGUUAGCUUGUAUAGUGAAAUUAUUUUACAGUUCGACAAGGAACAACAGAGUAAUUUUAUUUCGUUAUUCUAUUUUUUUCUUAAUUUUUACGUUCGUAACUUCUUUCGACAUUCAAAUGUUACCGUCAUUUGAAUGUUGCUAGAUUCACUACCUGUUGACUUGGAUUUUGACAUCCUUCAGAUGCAGGUGACCCUGGGCUCCAUAAUUGGCGUCAUUCAAGUUUUUUUCAGAAUAUAUGAAGGCUUUUCAAGAUUCAGAUUGAUGAAGUGAACAUGAGAUAAACCUCAUGAAGGUCAUAAAGCUAGGAACCUAGGAAUCGGUCAUCUUCAAACAUUGAGGCAGAGAAGAAACACUAGAGUGAACGUACUGAGUCUUACCUUGACCAGAUAUGACAAGCAGAAAAAAGGAUGCCCGUGCCUCGGGGAACCCCUUGGCACGCACGUUCGGCUAUCUAUUUAGUGAGAUUAUUUUUUCUGGAAUGGAGUAUUUUCAAUUCCCUUUUUUUGAUGAAUUUUCCGUAUGUAAUUGAGCCAGAAUGUUUUUUCUUCGUUGAAUUUAUUCCAUGUCGUAAUGCUGACAGCUACACAACUUCUUUCAAGAGGGAUUACCUUCUUGUUCAAUACCUGGAUCAUCAGGCACCUGUCUGAAGCUGAUUUGGCGGUAAAUUCAUCUGUAUUUUACUCCAACUUUUUUUUCUGUCUUCUGGUUAUGUGAGAUUAAAAUCAUGAAAUCCGUGUAAAAUUGCCGAGAAUGGGGUACUCUACUUUUUGAAGAUCGAAAAUUCUUCCUGCUCUCUUUUACUCUCUUUACUUAUUUUAUAAUAUCAGACUUUUCUGACUUAAAACUUGCACGGAAUGAAGAACAGUCGAGGAAAAUAUUUUCUGGUGAAGUUUAGUUUCCCAAUGCAAUCCUUUCCAGCAAUGGCUCAUACUGAUAUUGACUGCAAUUUUUUGCAAUUCUUGCUAGUGUUAUAGUUAUCUGUACUCCAAUUAGUAACUUUUAUUGAGAAAACCAAGCAGCAUUUUUAAGUACCAUUUGGAACGACUGAAUUAUUGCCAUACUUUCAGAAAAGUAUGGCUGAAAGUUGAAAGCAAAUUUCUGCAAAAUCAGAUUAGAGGUGAAUUUUCGAAACAUAUUACCUUGCAAGAAAGACUACCAGAAAUAAUAGAUUUCUAUGAGUGGGUCACAAUGGCUCUAAAGCGAAAAAUAUACAAGAUGGAACAUGGGACACUUCUUUAUACAUUUUAGCCGUUGCACGAAACUUGUCAUGAAUAUGUUGAUGGUCAGAGUCAAGUCCUUUCACGCUUUAAGACUUGUUUGAAGCUCUCUGGAUACAAAACUCGUAAUCUGUUCGGUUAAUUUCCUCUCUGAGAGAAAUGUAUUCCUAUCAAAAGUCUCAGGGAUCUGUGACAUGAUGAAAUUCCCCAAAUGUGUUUAAAUAAAUAUUGGAAUGCUGAUGAUAAGUGGGUUAUACACUAGCGUGUCAUCCCCUCUUGCUUAGAUAAUCUGUGGAGAAGUGUGAUCAUUAUAAUUAAGAUACUACGGUGGUGAUACUAGGUGCUUUCGUUAGUGGGUUCUUCCGGUGGAAUCAUUGUUGUUCAAGAACAUCUAGUUACGAGAAUAUAUCCCAGAGAAUGAAGAAACAGGAAAUGAUCAUUUUUCUUGGAGCUAAGCAAUGAAUUUAUAUCAAAAAUUAGAUCUUCUUCUUUUUUCUGGUGAUGUGCUUUCGAGAUAGCACCAAAUAUCUAGACUUUGGUAUACUAUUUAUAGCUUAUGAAUCUUAUUUUAUUUUACACCUAGAAAAGCAGAAGUUGUUAGCUUAAGAUUCUUGAUUGCCAGCAGUUAUUGAGUUCACAGUCUUUCAGAUAAUGAUUCCUUGUCAUCUGGGAAAAAAGACAACUAAUCUCUGCCCUUUGACUGAUAUGGCCUUUUUUUCCAUUUGCAUUGUCUAUCUAAAUGAAUUCCUGUUGGCUAGUUUUCAGUCAGACAUGUUUCUACUUUGUUGCCAAGUAAUUGUGACAUCAAUGAUAUUUCUUUGUCUAAUCAGGCAGCAAAGACUGCGAUUCAACAUUCUAUGUUUAUCUAAAUUGCUUAUGCUAUGAUUGCACCUAGAUCCUUCUAUCAUAAAAGGGCUUGUUUCUCCUAUUUCCUUGAAUUUCCUCUCUACAUUAUAUUGCUAUUACUGCAUUAUUCUAAUCACGUUAGUAUUAUGUUUUUUCUCUUCCUUGCAGCUGUAUACAAUAAAAUUCCAUGUUUUUAUCACAUUCAUAAUGCUUAGUCGGGAUGGCUUUCGUCGAGCUUGCCUUCGAAUGGAUACUACCUUAUGGUAAUUCUGGUGCCAUUUUCACAGUUUUGACCUUAUUGGUACAUCCAACUUACCAUUUCCAGACAUCCUAGUUGGUUUGUUGUGUUUGUAUAACAGUACUGAUUGCUCCCACUUUUUUUUGAUAACAAGGUAGAUGAAAACACAUUUCCAUAGUAAACGUUAAUGAUGCUUUUAUAACAAAGCUAAACCUCAUUCUUCCUCUAAUUUUUUUUAUUUUCCUCUGAAAAAUUGCAGAGCUAUGUUUUAUGGCUGUUUGAUCAAAUUCAAGUUUUAAUAAAUUAUGUACUAUUUUUUCAUGUCCGUUCUUGACUCAUUUUCAUUCAUUAAAGAAAAAUACUGCUCAACUUUAUUGUAGUGAAGGGGGGGGGAUGGACGCAAAUGCUUCCAAAUUAUUGAGAAUCGCUUGGUGGGCUCCACCUGUUGGCUUACUAUACACAUUUGCAAUUGUCACCUUUUUCUUCAAGUCUCAAGGCCUCAGUUUGCCCGACCCAUUUGGAUGGGCAAUCAUCAUUCAUGGUAAGCUAAUAUUUAGUUACAAGACUUGCAUAGGAAUGAUUUCAUUGAUAUCUGUGUCUGGAAGGUGAUUGACUAGUGGCUACUAGCAAUUAAUGGACCCUAGACAGUGUUAGUGCUUGUCAUUGUUAUUUUUCCGUGUCAUCUAUCUUAUUUAUUUGUGUGGAAUCUUGGUAGGCGCCUUGCAGUCUAUGUUGAUAUAGUCUGAUUAGUGUUCCAAAUAAUAUAGAGCAAAGAGAAUUUUACACUCUGAGAGCAUCUGGCAGUUGGAUACUCCAUACGAGUUGUUAUGUUUGGGUUUCAGACUUGACUGCAUGUUCUCAUAGAACGAGGUUCUCUAUAUUAAUGAUAUUAUUUUUCCUUUUUUUCGUUUAAUUUCAGCUGAUACUUCUGCAAUAAUAGAAUGGGAAUGAUUGCCACCCAAGGAAAUACUAAAACGAAAUCGAAAUUUUCCUUUUGUUUUCUGGUCUUGAACAUAUUCCCUAACCACUCUGUGUCCCAUAAUUUAUUGUUUAUACUUAUUUUGUGAACUUAUGUAGGGUUUGCAUGCAUGUUGGAGCUGUUGGCAGAACCCCUUUACAUUCUUUCUCAGAAUUUGCUUCUUCUGAAGUUGCGGUUGAGAGUUGAAACGAUAGCUACUUUUGUACGUUGUUUGACAACGUAUGUCCUCAUCUUGAAAACAGCUAAUGUGGUAUAAAUAUCAUUUUCUUAUCCAUUCAAUUUAAAUCUUAAUUUAUGUUACCAAUACGUUUCUAUUUUUUUUAUUCUGUUAGUGUCAUUUGGUAAAUGUUCCUUUCUAUAGAUACAAUGCAAAAUUUAAAUUUAUAGUGAUAUCUUAUGAUGAAGUUCCGUUUGAAAUUCAUGGAUUUUGGAACUAUAAAUAUGAAAUUAGCCAUGACCAUGCAUACGAACAACACUCUAUGUGAGUUAAAUUCUUUGACUGUAUUCUGAAUAGGUUAUUUCUUUAAAAGCGAGUGCAGUUUAUUGAUCUAAUUUUUUAAGAUGAUCCAUGUUCAGAUACACUGGAUUUGCGUAAGAUGUGCAGAUUGCCCAGCAAACACGUUAUAAAAAUGGGAUAGACAUGGGAAGCCACAUUGCUUCUUGAUAGAGCGCUCCUUUUUUAUCCUGACCUUUGGUAGAUUCAUUCAGGAUCGGACCUAGAAACGUUUAUAAUCAAAGUGACUUGGGCAUAUGUGUGUUUGAUACUCAUUUUAAAGGCUUUCCAUAAUGUAUUUAUUUUCAGGUGUAAUGUUCAGCAAUGCCAUUACAGCUUGUUGGCACUAUUCACUUUUGAUAAAAACAGUGGGGUCCGUAUUUAUCAAGCGGACACCACUGACUAUUUAGCAUUUCAAUGAGAAACCCUAGGAAAGGUGUUUGCUCUAUAUUAAUGGAGAAAAGAGGAAAAUGAAUUAGUUGGCAAAGUUUUGGAUGAAAUCAUAGUGCAUAAGUCGUUUCAUCAAGUCUCGUGCCUAAUGAGGUCAGGCUAAUGUGACACCUCCAAUGUGCAGCAAAGGUGCCUAUGCAACGGCGGCUUAUGCCCUGUCAAGUUAAUUGUCUUAGUCAUAGUUUAUGCCCGGCACCUCCCUGUGAAUUCACUACCACGAUUAUCAGCAACCGAUAAUAUUUCUCAAAAUUGUCACUUAUAAUGGACCAUGACACUCUCACAAUCACCCAUCACCAUUUACACUGUUCUAUCUUAUUGUUACUGUGAGCUACGCUCUCCCAACUCCAUUAACAUCAUGCACCACCUACCUUGACGCCUAUAAGCUGCAUUACACACUUGAAAACUUCCAAUUGCAACCACUAUUAAAUCCCUGCCAUCAUUCACCAUCAUUGUUGCCCGUCAGUAUGUUGCUGACACCACUAAACUCAUUAAUUAAUUUGCCUAUCUCGGAACUUUGUUUGUAGUGUUCCUUUCUAUUAACCUGUUUGUUAUCGUAUCCUAUUAAAAAAUUUCUUCUAUUUGUUUCAUGAUUUUUUCUAGUAUGGUACAACCUGUGUUAGGUAUUGUUUGUGUGUUCAACUGAACUAUCGUUAAUUCUUUCUGUCAAGACAGAAACGAAGUUUGGUUCAUUAUUUUAACAUUUCUCUUUUGCUAAUUUACAGGAAAAAGGGAUUUUGUUUGCUUUAUCUCAGGUUGCAUACGGCGCCUGCUUAUUUUUAGGCUACUGGGGUUAUUUUAUUUUCUUUCGUGUUGAUGGAAAAUCUCAGAUUUUUCCUUCCAGGUACUUUGUAUUGUCUUCGGUAGCUAAUAUACUCUGAGUCUUUAAAAUUGUCAUUACUGUGCGGAGCACAACGCUUCCAUGUUCUUGGCUUUUCUUCUGUUUUGCUCAUCAUGAGUCUCCAGAUGUGUUUUGUUCAUUUCUACGUGUAUGGUUGUGCCAUGUCUUCAUGUCUUUUCUCUGUGAUUUCCGUGAUAACAUGAUUAUACAUUUGUGCAGAGCCGGAAGCAUGAAAGAUAAUGAUGGCCAACUUUGGUUCCUGUGUUUCUUGUUUACCUGGCAGUCCCUACAAAAGUUUUUCCUUCAGGAAGGUGAAAAAUUGGUUCUCAUGUGGUUUGAUGUGUCCUUUGAUCAGGCAAUAUAUGGGCUUGUGGACAAACUAGGUGAGCCUUACACUUUCCUGGAUGGUACAACAUGUAAAUGUUUGAUUUUAUAUGCAUUUUGUAGAUAAAAUAAGGAUUUUAUUCUUUUUUUAUAUAUAUGUUUUCUUAUCCCGGUGACUUGUGUUUUCAGGAAGCUUAGUUGUGAGAAUGAUAUUUCUUCCUUUUGAGGAAAGCGCUUAUGCGACAUUUGCUAAAUUUGCCUCAGGUGAGGUGCAGGUUUAUUGUAUGUUUGGCUCAUUAUGAUCAUUUAAAGUGGCUUGCUAUAGAUGAUGUAUAAGCAUGAAAUUGAGAUAUGAAAACAUAUUUAUUUACUAUAAUGGUUGAUAUCAUAUUGAGGGGCUUGAGUAAGAGUUCUAACCUUGACAAGAGGCUGAUCAUUUUCAUUAGUGAGUUUUUUUAGAUAUUUUAAUUUUUUUGUUAUAUUAGUGAAUAUGCAAUGAACCCGCAUCAAACAAGUAUGGUCAUAAUUAUUGUUUCUUAGUACAUUAUUUCUAUGUGCUAUUGGGCAUACUCAAUAUCUGGAAAAGUUCAUUUAUUUCCCAGGACCCUGUUUAGGUUCUGGCCGACCAUCGAUUAUUGGGAAAAUGCCUUUCUUUGUGAUGACGAGGAUCAUGUGAAAAUAGGUUUUGUUCUAUUCUGAGUCUCGAUAUGCAUCAGGAUCUGUUGAGUUGACCCAUUGUCAGACCAGGAUAAAUUUCACUCUGCCCUGCUUCGUACUGGCUUGAAGUGAGUCACAUGUGACCUAGGUGGUAUCAUACAAGUUGCAUGGUCCAGAGGAUCAGAUCUAAUUGUUGACUCGUAAGACUCAGAGAACUUGGACCGAUGCAAUUUGAUGUGACAUGGUUUUGAAGAUUUACCUAGUUCGUAUUUUUGUAUGUUAGUGAACUUCGAUAUAUAAUCCAGUUUUCCCCUUGAAACUAGAUUUUUAAGGUAUGAUUCCAAUCUGACCUCUAGUGUCCAGAUUGAUAUCAUUCAGGCAUUGGGUGGUAAAAACGAGCAGAAAACCAGGAUGGUCAAGGAUCAUAUGUAAAUCACAGAAUAUUCCUAAAUGAGGAUCAACUUGCAAGAAAUCUAUAUGAGGAUGUUCUCUGUUGAGAUAAUUAUGUCUCGGUAAAAUAAAUUAUCGUUGACUUUUGAAUUGGCUUAAGGUCCCUAGCAGUUCAUAUUUUCUUUUACACUGAGUGAUUAUAUCAGAGCACCAUAAUACCCUUGAGGAUUUAUGUGGUAAGCUCAGAGUCUAAAAGGGGCCGUCAGUGGGCACUAGAGGAAAUCUCAAUUUGUCUGAUAUCCUCGUGGGAUGAAUAGUCAUCUCCAACGGGAUCACAGUGGAAAUGUUUGGCAAUGACUAAAAAUAGUAGUAUAUAGAGAUGAUCAGCACUAUCUAGCAGAGAAAAAUAGAUGUCAUAAUUAGGGUUAUCAAGCCUCACUAGAUUCAAACAUGCGCUUGAUAUAUUGGCAUCAGAAAUACCAAACGAAUAUAAAUCUCCCAAGACAACUAUAAUAUUCAAAUAUGCUUUUGAUGUUCUGCCACUGGAAACACAACUAUUAAAAUUAAGAUAUAAAAUAUUGAGGGUUCCAAUGAAUUGAUUCAAAAAAGCAGUUAGAUGCUCAAGCGGUUGGCAAUUUCUUCUUUAAUAACAUGGGUUAGACGGUGCAUGUGACUCAGAACAUACGUUUCUGGUGAAAUAGCUGAACACAGUUAGAAUAUCCUCUAAACAUUUGAGAAACUUGAAAGAAUGAAAGGAUUAUGUCCGGGGCUGAAGAAAAGGUCUCAAAGGAACUUGGUGACUCCUUAAGUUGAAUUCGGGUAAUUUGUUUCCGUAUUUCCGUCAAGAUUAUUGUCUGAAGAAAUGAUUUUUUUCCCCUUUAUCGGCUGGUUGUUCACCAAACAGUUUUUGAUGCACUUUUUGACAGCGUUUAAAAUAUAAAACUAUUUGAUCAACUAUUUCCAGAUUUGGAGAAGUUUGCUGCUCAGUAAUUGGUGUCUCUAUUUGGAAUGAUUCUGGUUCAUAUUUUUUUAAAAAAUUGUUUUUUUUUGGGUAAAUUUUGUUCUUCCUUCUUCAAUCACUUGCCGUACUUCCUUGUUGAAACAUGUUCUUGUAGUUAUCUUCGUCAAUGCUGGGUUUGAUUGUGUUGUGGCAGGGCAAUCACCCAAUCGGGUUCUGAGAUUGGGAAAUGCUCUUGCAGAUGCCUUGAAGCUCAUCAUGUUGAUCGGUAUGCUUUACCAUUAAUCGUCACAUUCCCUAGCUUCAUAAAGUUUCAAGUUGCAAAGUUCCAUCUUCAUUUCUGAGAAGGUUGGAUGUGUAGCCCGAAAGUUAUUAAACGAUGCUUAUCUAUAAGUCUCAGAUGAUUGAACUGGAAUAGUACAACUUUUUAGAGGACGAGGGAUCCUAAACCUGGCUCCUCACUUCCUGACGUGAUCUCCCUUGGGACACCUUGGGAUGACAAAUUGGAGGCACGAAGAAAAUAACUUCGGAAAUUUACGGCCCUAAGGAACCCAGCUCUCUUAAAACAGUUGAAGAUCGACCCCUUAUGACACUCCGAAAGCCAUAAGAUCCUCCUCAUAUAAGAGAAGGAAAAACUGAGAAUGGUUUUAAUUUUUUUUGCUUAUUUAAACAGAUAAUCUGUGGGAGUUGACUGCAUUCUUUAUUGUUAGAGUAGUGCGACUUAAACUGCAUCUUUUUGUUCAGGUCUAGUGGUCAUUGCAUUUGGUCCAAGUUACUCAUAUGCCCUCAUAAGGAUACUCUAUGAGAGGAAGUGGAGCGAUGGAGAAGCCUCUACUGCCCUUCGUUAUUAUUGCCUUUAUGUGAUUCUUUUGGCUAUGAAUGGUGAGUGCGCUUCAUUCAGUAUUCAUGUCGCCUGAAGCUUUUAAUGGUCAUUUCUUUUCAGUUUUCAAAAUUUCCAAGCCGAAGUUCUGCCUGUUAUGCUCGGAUACCUACUUUCAGGGACCUCAGAAGCAUUCAUGCACGCAGUUGCCGACAAAAGUCAACUGAAGAAGUCAAAUAAUUCCUUGGUCGUUUUCUCCGUGAUCUACAUGCUCCUCAACGUUAGCUUGGUUCAGCAUGCAGGAGCUGCGGGGCUUAUUGCCGCUAACUCCAUAAGUAUCCUUUUCAAACUUUAGAAGUAUAAAUCUAUAACCAUACAAUGCGUAUUUUCAUUCCUUGGUGUGGUGAGCCGAGACCAUCGCCCAUCAUCAGGCCCUCUACACAUCUCAGAAACCUCCUCAACCUUAGCGUCACAAAAGGACCUAGCUGUAGGAAAAGAGAGAGAGAGAGAGAGAGAGAGAGAGACAGAGACAGAGACAGAGAGAUUGUACCUUUCUGAGUAUCUGAGUGCAAAACAUAUCCUCAUUUCUUUGAAAGUAAUCCGAGCGCACCACUAGAUAAACUUAUUAUGAGCCUAAUUCUAUGAAUAGAAUCAAGUGUGCUGCUAGUUCUCUUCUUGACUGUGCAUGAAAGAUAUGAUACUGCGAAUCAUCUACUCUGCAAUAUUCAUCAAGCGUUUUUUCCAGGUGGGUUAUUAACCACGCAGGGUCUCUUUUCCCUCUUGAGCACUAGAUAAAAUGGAGCUCACAUUCUGUGUUCUGACUGUCGACAGGGUUCUUCCUAUUUCUCUUUCCGUCGCUGCUUGCCAUCGGGUUGGCCAAUACUACUCGUCUCAGGUACCAUAACUCUGGCUUCCGAGAGACUCAUUCUGGAUCGAGAGAACUUCUGGCCGACCCUCCUCGUCCAUCUCUCCGUCGGGAUCACCUGCUUCUGCACGUCGAUCAUCUACAUGUAUGCCUCUCUCUCUCUCUCUCUCUCUCUCUCUCUCCAUUAGCUCUGCCAUACGUAUCCAGUCCUAGGCUUCAUUCUUCUAUCUUGCACUUCCUUGUCUAUCACGGGUGUUGUUUCUGUGCCUUUUGAUCCCUAUGAGAGCUGAAUAAUCUACAGUUUUUCCUUCUUUUUUUUUAACUGUAUAAUCAGAGAAAGGGAAUCUUCUUUCGCAUCUACAGAAGGGUUCUUGUUCUGCGGAUAGGGACUGCCAAUCUUCUCCCUGCCUAACUCUGCCAUUUAUAGCCAGUCUUAGGGCUUCCAUCUGCCUCAUCCUUAUCCCUUGCACUUUUAUUUUCUAUUAUGGGUGGUUGUUUCCUGAGCCUUCUGAUCCCCAAGAACUGGAUAAUCUUCAUGUUUUCCUGGUUCGGCUCACCCUCUGGAAGAUCUAAUUCAUCCUCCAUUGUUGUUGGCAGAUACCGCCGAGAGAAGCUCUUCCUCACCAAGAUCGCCCGUCCUAAUCAGCACACCGACUGAGAGGAGAUUGCUCCCCACAAUUCCCUGUCUUACUGAGGAUAAUAAAUAACAAGAACAGAUCGAUGCGUCUGAGUUUCAAGGUGAGGGACUCUCUCUUUGUAGCUUAUCCAGUGCUAUGCAGGAUCCUGAACGCUAAUUUAGAAAGAGCGAAUCGGCCGAUUUGGAUCGAGGAAUCGGCAUGGUUCCUGGGCAAUUGAUCUUCCACCUGGAUCAGAAACACUGACUUUGAGGGAGAAUCGACCCGGUUCUAAGGGCGCUUGGUUCUCAGCCGAUCCUCUGCAUGGAUCCUAAAGACUAAUUUAGAGAGGGAAUCUGCAGAUUCAACAUCAAUUUAGAAAGAUUAUCAGCCGAUUCUGAUCAAGGAAUCUGCUUGAUUAUCUUUCUAAUCUGACGUUGAAUCUACCGAUCCCCUCUCUAAAUUAGUGUUUGGGAUCAGAUCAAGGAAUGAUUGGUAAUCUGAUCUUGAAAACUUUAUUUUAGAUACCGGAGGCAGGAGUUUAGAGAGGAAAUCGGCAGAUUCAACAUCAGUUUAGUGAUAAUUAGCCGAUCCAGAUCAAGGAAUUGGCUGAUUAUCUUUCUAAACUGAUGUUGAAUCUCUCGAUUCUCUCUCUAAACUAGUGUUUGGGAUCAGAUCAAGGAAUUGACAAAGGUCCAGUAGAUUCUAGUAGCCCGAUCCGCAGCUUGAAUCUUUGAAGACUUUAGUUUAGAUACCGGAAUUAGUGGGAAUUUAGAAAUGGAAUCGGCCGAUUCAGCAUAUGUUUAAAGAUAAUCAAUUGAUUCAGAUUAAGGAAUUAGUUGAUUAUCUUUCUAAACUGAUGUUGAAUAUCCCGAUUCUCUCUCUAAACUAGUGUUUGGGAUCAGAUCAAGGAACCGACACAGGUCCAGCAGAUUUUAGUAGCCCAAUCCAUAACUUGAAUCUUUGAAAACUUUAUUUUACAUACGAGAAUUGGCAGGAGUUUAGAGAGGAAAUCAAUAGAUUCAACCUCAGUUUAGAAAGAUAAUUAGCCGAUUCAGAUUAAGGAAUUAGUUGAUUAUCUCUCUAAAUUAAUAUUGAAUCUGCCGAUCCCUGGUCUAAAUUAGUAUUUGGGAUCAGAUCAAGGAAUUGACACAGGUCCGGUAGAUUCUAGCACCCUGACCCAUAGCCAGCAUCUUGAGAACUUGAUUUUAGAUACCGUAAUUGGCAGGAAUUUAAAGAGGGAAUCGGCAGAUUCAGCAUCAGUUUAGAGGGAUAAUCAGCUGAUUCAGAUCAAGGAAUUGGCUUGAUUAUCUGUCUACAUUAACCUUGAAUCUGCCGAUCCCUGCUUUAAAUUAGUGCUUGGGGUCAGAUCAAAGCCUGGAUCUUCAAUACUUCGAUUUAGAUGCCGGGAUCGGGCGGACUUGGGUGAUCCCAAUCUUACGAUGAAGCCGGCCGUUGUUUAAUUGUUUUUAUAAAACCUCGUAAAGUUGUUUAUUCCGGAAGCCCCUGGAUGUUCUGCACGAACUAGCAGGUCCCCCCCCCCCUACUGCUGAUUGAAAUAGAUGUUUGCUUCUAUGCCCCUGGACUAUUCAGAUUUUACAUUUUCACCCGGCGGAAAACGCUGAUGAGUUAUUAUUUUAUGAAAAUACCUUGAAAUUUGUUGUAUAUACCACUUUAGUCCACCUCGGCGAUCGGAUGUGAUGUUUAUUCUGUCCUCGGCGAGGUCCACACACACACGCGCACAUAGACGCACACACACAGACACACAAACGCACAGAGAGCCCGAUGAGGGACCUCGGGCAGGAAGGGUCACCAGAAGAAGGCAGAAGGGAUCUUCAGGGUCUCCAAGGAAACUUGGAGAAGUCGGGGCGCCGACUUUCCAUGUAGGCCGUCUUUCCCUCCUUAGCCUCCGUGGAGCCGUAGAACAGCAGCGUAGCUUGCCCGCCGAAAUCCUGAAGAAGGGGACACAACGGAGGGUGAGAGCUUCCAGAGGACGUGAUUGCGGAGAGAGGGAGUAGAGAGAGAGAUUGAUAAAGAGACGGAGGGUGAGAGCUUCCAGUGGACAUGAUAUCGGAGAGGGAAAGUAGAGAGAGAGAGAGGGAGUGUGAGAGCUUUCAGGGGACGUGAUAUCGGAGAGCGAAAGUAGAGGGAGAGAGAGAGAGAUUGAGACACCUGAAGACCGGCGUGGCCGUCGUCGGCGGCAUUUAUGGCCGAUUUCAGGACCCGGAUUGCCGUCGGGCUGUUCCUCAGGAUCUCGCGGCACCACUUCACCGUUUCUCGCUCCAGAUUUUCAAGCUGCGGAGGGGAGGAGAGGGGUGAAGGGAUAAGGGAGAGAGGAAGACCCUGAAGAUAUUCAGAACGAAAUUGGAAAAUCUCAGCUAACGCCCAGUUUCCUGUGGAAUAAGAACUCCAGAGUUGAAUUAAACUCGGAUGACCCAAUAGCCAGCCAUUUAUAUUCCAGGUCAAAGCCCAUCUGGGUUCGGAUUUUUCAGCUAGAGUGCCCUAUGUUCCACCUGAUAUUUCUACCCUGGAUAUUAAUCCAUGCAUUGAAGAUCGGCCCAGAAGUGGCAACAGCGUUGACCAUGGAUGUCGCCUUACCGGAACAACAGCGUUGACGAGUCCCAUUCUCUCCGCUUCGCGGGCAUCAUAGAAUCGCGACAAGAACCACAUUUCCCGGGCUUUCUUGGGCCCAAUCUGACGAAAAAGCGGAGAACACGAGGAGAUCAGGGGGUAAUCACCAGAAAAUCAUUCAAAUAAUCUUUUUCACGGUUAAAACGAUAUAAUUCCCAUCGAAUUUGGACAAAAAUGGCAAUCAAUCUGGGAAAUCAUUUUAAAAACCGUUCUGAAAAAUGAUACUUUCCCCGGUGGUAUCGAUUUCUUCAAGAUCAAUAAGAUGAACCAACCCCACUUAAAAACCCAAAACCCUUCACACACAUCUGUAGUCUGUAGCUUACCAGACGAGACAUGAUAGAGCUCCCAUAGCCUGCGUCAAAGCUUCCCACCUGCACAAGGGAGAUGCCGCUGUCGAUUGAAUAACAAAUGAAGAUAUUUGAAGCGAAGAACUAAUUUUCGCGUGAUUUUGCGAAAAUGUCUAUGGAAAUUGAAAUCUUCUGGUAGGUUUAAGACAAGAAUUGAUGUUGCACAGAUUUAGAUGCUGUUAAUUGCAGUGUGUUUAAUGAAGAAGGGAAAUUCGUGAACACCUCCCCUGAUGAAUAUGAUAUCCCACAACAACAAAAAGAAAAAUUAGACCUCUCCACUGAUGUAUUCUCAUCUAUCUCUGAACUUGCUUUCAGAGAACCGAGCUCAAAGCUGAUUGCGUCUUUAGAAGAAAUAUGCAUCCAUCAUAAUGCAAACCAAUUGGCUUGAGUCAGGGGGACCCAUUAAAUGUCAAAAUACAGAAGGCUUGCAUUGGAUCUAGGAGUGACAAUCAUAUGCUAAAAAUUGAGGGCAUCCUCGUGUCAGAGCGAGAUUCUACCACUGAGCCAUAUCCCCUUCACUCUCCUAUCAUGAAUUAGGCAUAAAAACCUAAGGACAAAGAAAGUCAACGCCCCUUUCGAUGCUCCUCACCAGUAGUUGUGUCAUCUUUUUUUCACUAUCACAAAUUACCGAAGAAACAUACAGAAGGGCUUUAAUUUCCAGGUACUCCUAUCAGAUAGGUCUUUGCUAGGAAAUUUGGUGAUGACUCGGUAUUAACAAUGGAAAUUAACAAUAACUGAAUAUCAGAAAGUUAAGUGCCAACACCUUUGGACCCGUUUGGCCGAAAACAGCAUUGUCAGCUGCUAUAGUUAAAUCACAAACCAUGUGAAGCACAUGCCCGCCACCAACAGCAUAUCCUGCAACCUGCAAGUGGGAGACGAGAUAAGUUUAUCUAAAAAAGAGAAAAUAACGACGUAUGAAUGCUAGAAAUGGAGGGUGCAUACCAUUGCUAUCACAGGCUUUGGUAUUCGGCGAAUCUGCAUCUGUACGCAGAAAGAAAAUAAGAUAAAUAUGGAUGUUCACAUUUAUUAAUAUUAAUGUAUUUUUUGGAACGAAAAAUUAAAAGGAUCCUCAAAACUUGUCUCACUUUGGUGGGAGGGAAAAUAUAGAAGGCACCGUAGAUAUUUAUAAAAUACUCAUACAUCGUACCAAAGAACUGUAGGUUGUUUUAGCUGUGAUACUCUUUGUUUAUUCUCUGUGAGAUAGAGCACAGAAAAUCGGCCUAGAUGCGAAGGAAGGUGUUAUAAAUGAUCUUCUAAUAGAAGGGACGACAAAAGACAGUUAAAAUAUAUGAGGUUCCAGCUAGUUUAGAGUAACAGCAGCCCAAUUCUUUAACACGAAUUUUGUGAUAUUGAAAUAUGAUUGAAAAAUAUCCAGCUACCUUAAAAAAUGGUCAAAACUUGAGGAAGGAAAAUUUUGAAUCGAUGCUAUUGAAGCGACAUAUAGAGGUGAUGCCAGAAACAUGUGAAAGAGAUGCGGAUAAGAACCUGCAGGUCCAGAACAUUGAGACGACCAGUCCCACCAUCGUCAACAUAUCCAUCAUCGCCCCUCAGUGACUGGUCACCCCCACUGCAAAAUGCUUCUGUUCCCUGUAAGAAACAGAUAGAGAAAGUAUAUAAAUAAAUUUUGAUUAAAUCGAUCCAGUACUUCAGACGUUCCGGGAAAAGAAAAUGCUAAGAUUGAUGAAGAUCGCUUUCCUCGAAUCUUGUCGUAAGGAAAUAUAAUGCUUUCUCUAGUGAUCAGGAAGAAGCGCAGAAUGAAAUGUUAGACUGAAAAACAGAUCCCAACUAUAGAAACCGAGCUCGAGAGGACCGAUGAAUAUUGUGAUUCAACUCAGGAAUUAGUUGUAAAGCGGUCAAAAUGAUGAUUCAGAAUGGAACAUCGGGUGGCCCGGUCAACCGAAAACAUACAAGGGGAGCUCUUACCUUUCCAGUAAAAAUGAUGACCCCGAUGGAUAAAUCGUCCCUGGCGUCAUUAAAUGCUCGGACGAGCUCCUUCACAGUCUGCGGCCGGAAGGCAUUCCUCCUCUCGGGACGGUUGAUCGUAAUCUUCCCCCGCAGGAACACAAGCAACCGAAAUCAGCACUCCCGACACGCACCAAAACGAUAAAAAACGGCAAAGACAAUUCUAUCCAGUUCGCUCGGCGCUGAAUCGCCACCAAUACAAACCUUGGCAAUACCCUCGCCGACGGCCUUCUCGUAGAUGAUGUCCACGAACGGCCUCCCCGACUCGUCCACCGCCUCCUUCCAAACGGCUUCGUGAGCAGCUACCUCGCCGUGGAUGCGGCGGUAGCUGUCGGUGCCGGCGGAAGUGGCGCAUCUCUGCACGGACGGAAUGUGGAGAGAGGCGACCGGCAGGAGGUGGCCGGCGAGCCGCGUUAUCCUCCUCUGCGAAAUGUGGAUGCUCUCCUCCAAAUCUCCGGCCGCCAUGGGAGAAGCAAUUCAGAGCUCGAGCAGGAGAGAGACGGCGGAGGCGCCACGGCGAGUGGUGGGAAGCUCUUCGCCCCUCCCCCCAAUUAUUUAUUCGGAUAAUGCCACAUGUCAACGCUGCAACUGUCGACAUUACGCUGUCGCUUCCAUUUUGAUUUCGGAAAAAUGCGGGUCUGUAGAGAUCCGUUUUAUAUUGUCAAGAUAAUCCAUGAUCGGACGGUCCCCAUCGAACGAGAUUCCACCGUCAUCCCGAUGUGACGGAUUUGACUUCUGAUCCCACCCGAAGCCGGUCACAGUCACCUUUUGCUGGUUCCCUGCCUACUCGCUAUCUUAUCUGGGCAAAUCUGGAAUCCUGAUUCGCGCGGCGAAUCUGAUAUGGACGUUGAACUAAAUAUUAUUAUUUUUCAAUAAAGAUGUCACUAUCCCAUUAAUAACCUAAUUAAUAUCCCUAUGAAAAUAUAAAGAAAAGGGUGGCGAAAGGGGCGAGAGAUAUCGUGAGAAGACUGGCGAAAGGCAUGAACAUCGCAAAAUUAAUUUAUUUUAUUUUAUUUUUAAAUGAUGCUUUAAUUAGGUAGGAUAUAAGUAUUUUUAUUUAUAUCGGUGUAAAUAAUAAUAAUGAGGGUCAAAAGAGAGAGAGAGACAGACAGAACAGAGAGGGGGGGGAGCUUGACAAAAUUGUUCACACAUUAUUUAAGUGUUUUCUACAUAGAAUAAUAUUAUCAAAAUAGUCAAUUUAUUGCAUGUUAAUUAUUCAUUAAUUUCCUUUAAAAAGACGAUACUGGCGUAAUUAAAAGAAAGAGAGUCACACAUAAAAGUCAACCCAUUGACCCAUUAAUAUACACAUUAUUCAACCUUCAGAGUAAUGAGCAGUCCCAAUGGAAUCCUCUCUAGGCUUUACAAGGGUCGAGCCCAUGACCCACCUUUUAGGCUUUCUUUCUCUGGUAUUGGGCCGGAGACCAUAAGGCCAUACGAGGACAGGCUGUCUUAGAUAUCAGGCCGAAGUAAUGUAAGAGGCCCAAUUAAAAUACUUUAUGGGCCUAAAUGGGCUCACACAGAUCCGGCGCAUUAGGUAAAAACCUUGCUGCUAGCGGGCCUUUAGUUUGGAGCCGAGCUGUCAGCCACGAAUCCGAACCGGGUGUCCACGUGGAUCCGGUUCAAACCGGUCGGUUCGCUCUCCCCGUUAUCUAUAUACGAGCGCUCUUCCUAAGCCUUCCGCGGGAGAGCAUUUCAGCCAAAAUAGAGAGCGAGCGACAGAGAGAUAUGGCCGCGCGGCUCCAAACCAGGCCUCUCUGUUCUCACUGCUCUCUGUUCUCGCUGCAGCCUCGGCGAGGGGCGUACGCCGCCACGAGACUGAGCGUGUGGCCGGGGAUCUCCUCUGUAAACCACCCCGGCGGGGGUCGGGGGUGUCUCAGAGUCUUGGCCAUGGCCAAGCGUCGGGUUUUCACAGUCCCUGAGAUUGCUUCCGGUUAGUACUGUGCUUUCUCAUAUUUGAUAUAUCUGUGUAAAUUUAUUUAUGGAAUUAUGCCAUUAGUACCCCUGUAUCUCUAACUUCAUCUAAGGUAGAGUUGAAUUCCUGUGGAGAAACAGCGGAAAAACUGAUGGGUAUGCCAUCCGUGUCGCCAAUCUAGAGAAACAUGACGCAGUGCAAAUAUAUGAGGGAAUUAGUGCCUGUCAUAUCGUUUGCGUAUGAGUGCUAUUGUUGUGGACGGUGUUGCCUUCUUCAAACACAGACGAUAUUCUUCAUCCAUUAUGAGUAAUGAUGAAUUCCCAUGGUAUUAUUACGGUCUUCGUAACUUCCAAAGUUUUUUUUGACAUGGAAGAGAUCCUCUCUUCUCCCAAGGAAACCUUAUAGCUUACUGUUCUGCUUUUAUUUCAUUUCUGUGCAUCAUCAAGUACACUUAAAAUAUGUUCAUAUAUAUAUAUAUUUAGAAUAUUUAUUUAAAUCCUUGAUGUUGACUAGCUAGAAUCUCUGCAUAGGUUCAAGCACCAAAGGUAAUCGACCUGAUCAAGUUUUCAUAGAAAAUAGUCCUGAUAUGGAUUUAUUCUUCCUUCUGCUAUGGUGUUGGUGGAAGUAGAUUUUUGUAUCCAUCUAAUAGCGUGAAUAUAUAAUCUUGAUGUCUUUUCGCAGCUGCCGACCUUCAGUUCGAGUCACCCUUGAAGAUUGUGGAGUAUCCUGAUCCAAGACUUAGAGCAAGGAACAAGAGCAUUGCCACAUUUGAUGACAAUUUGAAGAGACUAGUUGAGGAGAUGUUUGAUGUUAUGUACAAGUAAGUUUUUUUUGAUAUUUUUAUUUAAUUCUUCUGAGAUUCAUUCCCACUGGAACAAUAGUUAGCUUCAUAUUAUCGUUCUGUGAAUUAUAUAAACGUACUCUAUACCAGAAGCUCGAUUACGAGUUUGCCAGUCCAACAGUUUUUUAGAAGAACAAAAGGAUGAGGCCUACUCUGCCUCAUUAAGAGAAUGGUCUAUCAUUCCUUAACGUUAAUGAAAACGGCAUUGGGGAUUGUAACCUAUCAAAUCGCGGCUUCAUGGAUCUCGUACCUCGGAAUCUUGAUAUGGUUAAAUUGGAUGGUUUAAGAUCCUCAGUAAAUGCGUUUUGAUUAUCAACAUUUUUGUAGUUUGGGCUAUGAACUUGUAGCCCCAAGUUCAGUGAUAUUUAUGAAUGAGUAUCCUGAAAGCAAUUUCUCACAUUAUAUUCUAUGCUGCCAUAGUAUUGUUAGUUUAGUGCGCAGGUUAUGUUGUUCUUGGCAGUUUAGCCUUUUAGAAACUCCAAAAGUUCAGCAAUAUAUCUUUUAUUAAUUUUGGAAGUUCAGCCUUUGAUUAUUGUUAUUAUUGUAAUUUAUUCUCAUUUUGGCUUACGUUUUGCAUUUUCUGCAAAGAACCGAUGGCAUAGGACUCUCAGCACCCCAAGUUGGCAUCAAUGUGUUACUCAUGGUAUUCAAUGCCGCUGGUGAACGUGGUGAAGGGGAUGAAAUUGUCCUCGUAAAUCCAAAAAUUUACAAGUACUCCAAGAAGACUCUGCUUUUCAACGAGGGCUGCUUAUCAUUUCCAGGGAUCUAUGCAGAUGUUGAGGUGAAGAUUAAAUCUUCAACUCUUUGCCAUUAUCGUUUCAAAAUUUGAGUUGUGUUUUCUAUUAUUAUAGUGCAGUCAGACGAAAAUUUGCAUCUUCGUCAUUUCUUAUGAUUUGUGUAUUUGAUUACAUAGUGUUUGCCAAGUUUUUUGGAGGAUGUUGGGGUUUCUUCUAUGCCAUCUUGUUUUAGCAAGGAACUUGAGACGGAUAAGCAGAGGUUAAGUCAUGUUAAUUAAGGAAGCUGCCAUGAAGGCGUGAUUAUUGUUGGACUAGGUUUUAGAUUUUGCUGAUUCUAUUAGUUUUCUUAUUUAAGUCCAAUUUUGUUUUCUGAAGAGUACAUAGCCAGUUUUUUUUUUCUGAGAUUAUGUUCCUUACAUUGAAAUGUAUCCCUUCCACCUUCAAAAAAUCAUACCAAGUAGUACCAGAGCAGGGCUAAGAGAAGAAGACCACCUUUGGGACCGAAUUGAGUGCUUCAGAUGUUUGGAAUAACCGAUGAUGCAUUCUUCUUGAUUUAUGGCUUCUUUUGUACAUUGCACAUGAUUAGUCUGUUCCUUAACAAUUAUCCUAGGUCACCCAUUAAUUGGUAUCAUUAGUUAGAUAUUUUUUUCUGUGAAGUUCAAUGUAGCCUCUCCACUCAUACUUUCGGGGGGAUUGAUGUAGUCGAUUUUUUAAACCUUCUUGCAGAGACCAGCAUCUGUCAAGAUUGAUGCCCGAGAUGUUACUGGAGCAAGGUUUACGGCUAACUUAUCUGAACUUCCGGCACGUGUUUUCCAGCAUGAAUAUGACCAUCUGCAGGUCUUUUCCUAAAGAUAUCAAUGCCCUUAUUUUUCUUGUCGUUGAGUUGCCGGGAAUAUGAAAAGUCUGAAAGCGGUAACAUUCUGCGUUUCAAUUGGUGGUGCAAUUAAUAUUCUCUUUUGAAUUAUUAGCUGGGCGACAGAUCUACGCUCCAAUAUCAAGUAUCGGAUCCUGAUUCAAUCCUGUAUUUGCUGAUCUUGGCCAAUUCUGUUUGCCUUCUCCUUCAAAAAAUUCCAUUAGAGAGGAUCAGUUGACCCCACUGGAACAUAAAGAAUUCGUGGAACUGGUAAUGUUGUCUUGGAGCGACUUCCAUUAGACAAAACUUGAGGCCGAAGACCUGCAGGUCGUCGUUGUGGAGGCACCAUGGACUGUGAUGUUGUGUGGGAGCCGCUACUAGAAAACUGAACUCGAGUUUAUACAAGCUUUCAUCGUACCUUUUAUUAAAUCAACAAACCUUUGCUAUCGCAUCCAUGGUGCCCGUCUUUUUAGUGUAAUUGAGUGAGUUUGAGUUGACUUUGGAGACUUAAAGAAGACUGUGCCUGGCAUUUAAUGAAGUUUGAAGAUAAUCCAAGACAACUCGUAGUAUUCUUCUUUGUUCAUGAAAAUAGUGCAUUGAUCUCGCUGCUUACCACAAGUCAUAGAUCGAGAUCUGUGAAAACCUCUUUCUACGCUAUUAUCCCGCACAUAUCUACAUGCCAUUGCUCUACUUUCAGACUCUUUCUGUUGUUAACGUUCGCGAGAUUACUGCUAUUUAGGAGUGCUGACCACCGUGUGCAAAGCCCUCAAAGGGCCUUGUAGAUUUUUUUUCCUCCUCUCUUUAUAUGGGAUUAUUUGGAGAACCUGAAAUCUGGUCGACGCAUAGUCUGAAGGAUGGUUUUUUUUGUGAAUUAACCUUAUCUUAAACGCACCUGAGAAUUUCAUAAAGUGCAAGUCUUUGCACUCUGCUGCCCAGAUUUCUAUCGUGCUAAAGAAAGCGGUUGUGCUCUGAAUCCACAGGGAACUCUGUUCUUUGAUAGAAUGACUGAAGAUGUUCUUGACAGCAUUCGUCCAGCACUGCAGGUUUGCCAAAAUAUCUCUUUCUAUGUUUCCCAAUCUUUCCUUUCUUCAAUGAUCUCGUUGUUUGAUUGGUCGCGCCUGAUCCUAUCCAAAUAACUUCCAUUUGAGCGACAAAUAAUCUGCGAUUAUUUUAUUCCUGGUUCAUCGAAGAUAAUAUAUUUCAUAAAAGGGCAACUACCCCACCUGCGUUUUGGAAAAGAAAAGAAAACUGAUAUCAUGCUAGACGUUUAGGUGUUAGUUGUGAGGACAGGAAGAGAUCUAAGAUGUGAUCUACUGCGCCCAUUUGCUCUUCUUCUUGAUCCGGCGUUAUCUUGUGGAGCUAAAGUCAUUGAGAAUACUCCAUUAUGGACUAGUGGGUUUCUUUGCAAGAAAUAUGAUUCGUACUCAUGUUUUUAUGGCUCCAGAGUCUCCUCUAUUCCAAAAAAUAUGCUUAGCACAUCCUUUUAGAGUGAGAAAGAGAGAGAGAGAGAGAGAGAGAGAGAGAGAGAGAGAGAGAGAGAGAGAGAGAGAGUAGCUUGUGACACUGAUGAUCAUUUUGGUGAUGAUCUCAUUUUCUCGCCCAUUUUGAUGUAUUCGGUGUCAUUGCUUCUCAUAUUUCUCUACAAUUAUUGCAGGCCCUGGAGAAGAAAUAUGAAGACAGGACCGGGGUUCCUAGCCCUGAAAGAAUCGUUAAUUACACCAGGAAGAAAGAAGCCCUUGGUUUUGCUUAGCCACGAUCCUUCCUACCCACCUCCCCUGUAAAUCAGGUGAUUUAACCUGGUCAGUCUAAUUAAAUCCAUAUAGCCUUUUAUUAUUAUUAUUAAUUUUCUUAAAAUCCUAUUGGUGGUCAGGCUUCUUCUUCAUGGAAAAUUAUAUGGCCUUUCUAUGGAGAAUGGCUCAGUGGGGUAGAUGAAGAUGUUCAUAGCUACAGGCUCCUCGCUGCUCAUCUUUAAUCAGGAGGGAUCGGCAAGCUCCAGCAUUUUUUACACGUCCAAGAUUGAAUCUUUUUGCGAGAAGCAGAUAUUCAUCCGUGUCUGGGACUAGUUGUUGUAUCAGAUCUGUAAUCCCCAUUGGCGAAUUAUCGAGAUCGAAGCAAUUUCUGAAACCCGUUCUUGCCAUAUUUUUUUUAUAUUUUUUAUGAUUCCGUGGAUCUAGGAAUUGGAAAGAAUUUCAGGGAGUUAAUGGUCUCUGCGAUCGAUCUACAGUUGGAAAUCGAGCUUCCGUCACCUCCACGGUGCUGCGUCCCAUCUCCCUCCUCAGCUCCGGCGGGGGAAUCAUCUCCUUCACCGCCGCCGAGGUCUCUGGUUCAGCGACGGCGGCGUAGAAGCCGGCGACCUGCAGGCACGCCGCCGGCGACCGGGGCUCCGUGUCCAUCAGGGCCGCCGCCGCCCUCCUCCCCACCUCCUCCUCCCCGUGGACGCCGCAGCUCCGCAGGACCGCGCUCCAGGCGGCGGGAUCGCGGCCAGUCCCCGGCGGCGCUCGCUCCACCAGCUCGGCCGCCUCCCUCACCAGCCCCGCCCUUCCGAGGAGACUUGCCAUGCAGCAGUAAUGGCGGAGAUCGAGCUCUACGCCGUGCUCCUCCGCCAUGGACUGGAACAGGCGCCGCCCCUCCGCUACCAUUCCGGCGUGGUCGCAGGCGGCGAGCGCGCAGAGGAAGGCCACCCCGUCGAGUUCCUCCUCCGCUCGCCGGUGGAUCAUCAUCUCCAUCAGCGCCACUGCCUCCUUUCCCAGUCCUUGCCGGCCAAAGGCGGCGAUCGCCGCCGUGAAGCAGAUCAGAUUCGGCUCCCUCGCGUCUCCGAGGGCCUUCCGGGCGGCGGCGGCCCCGCCGCCCACUUUCGAGUAGGCGCUGAUCAGAGAGGACGCCACCGCCGCGUCGCCGGCGAGCCCCAGCUUCACUGCCCAGCAAUGGAGCUCUCCGACGGAGACCAAGCUGCCGGAGGGGGAAGACGAAGAUGAAGAUGAAGCGGCGCGCAGAGUUGCAGAGAGGGUGACCUCAUCGGGGAUCACUCCUUCCUCUGUCAUUAUCGCGAAGACCUCGAAGGCGUCGUCAAUGGCGCCGCAGUGGACGAGGGUGGUGACGAGGGAGUUGCAGGUUUCGAGGGAUUUCUCGCCGGCGGCGGCUUCCUCCUCCCACAGGGCGGCGGCGCUCCGGGCGUCGCCGCACUUGCCGUAGGCGUCGAUCAGCGCCGACCGGAGGAAGACGCUGCCGCUGUGGAACCCUAAUUUGAGGGCCACGCCAUGGAUGAGAGCUCCGAGGUCGAGAUUCCUCGUCCUGCUGGAGGAGUUGAGCAGCGCCACCAGGGACCGCACGGAGGGCCGCUUCCCCGCCGCAAUCAUCGACCGGAAGAGCUUCAGAGCUUCCGCUAUACGGUCGCCGGCGGCGUUGACAGCGACGAUGGAGUUCCAGGAGAUGACCUCGCCGGCGGCGAUCGCCGCGGCGGCGGCGGCAGCGUCUUCCCGGAGCCCGCAGGCGGCGUAGAGAUCCACCAGCGCGUUCGAGACGAAGAGGUCGCCGGCGACGAGCCCCCGCUUGGUGGACUGGCAGUGGAGCUGCUUCCCCUCCGGCAGGUGCCUGCCGUCGCUGCAACCAUGGAGGAGGUAGCUGAAGGAGACCCCGUUGAAGGAAACACCUCUGGAGAUCAUCUCGGAGAAGAAGCUCAGCUGGCGCUCCGCCGGAAACAGGCCGCGUAGGACGGAGUUGCAGGCCGCCGUCGUCUUCUCCGGCAGCGCCGCCAGUACCCGCAGGGCGAGCUCCGGCAGGUGCAGGUUCAUGUUCAUGUAGAGGCCCACCAGAGCGGAGCCCACGAAGGGGUUGCUGUCGGUGCCGAGGAAGACGACCCUGCAGUGGAGCUGCUCUGCCUCUCUGAGGGAGCAGCCGGCGGCGGCAGCGAGGACGGAGGAGAAGGUCCGGUGGGUCUCCCUGACGCCUGCGGCAACCAUCCUCUGGUACAGGCGUAG
This is a messenger RNA of Spirodela intermedia, 24050 nucleotides long. NCBI's taxonomy places the organism in Eukaryota, Viridiplantae, Streptophyta, Magnoliopsida, Alismatales, Araceae. The record is from the annotation of a GenBank genome assembly.